Molecule: messenger RNA, 1482 nt
Organism: Saprolegnia parasitica CBS 223.65
Lineage: Eukaryota; Oomycota; Saprolegniomycetes; Saprolegniales; Saprolegniaceae
Exons: 1
Coding region: 1-1482 (493 amino acids)
Source: RefSeq, a predicted model, not a curated record
AUGACCGACAAAGAACGCACGCCUCGGGCCCACGUGACGCCACCAGAUGCGCUCGCGCUUCCGCACGUCGUCGAGGCCAUUGCGAUGUGCUUAGACGACCAGAAAGACUUUGGCCGCUUCCUCCACGCGAUACCACGGUCGCUCUGGACGCCGGCGCUCACGGCCUUUCUCGCCUGCACCACGGUGAUGCCAUCAUCGGUCAGCACCAACUGGCCGCACAUUGCGCUGCUUAGCAUGGAGUUGCCGCCUUUGGUCUUGACGCUGCUUGCGGCGACGCUGCCGCUGCGACCACGUUUUCAACUCCAGUGCCCGAUCGGACAGGCGGCGCCACUGGCCUCACUCGUCGCUGUCGUCGGACCUGCGAUCAACAGCGUCACUCUCCAUUUGAACAGCAACGGUGCGGCUAAUGGCCGAGGCCAAGCGAUCAGCAGCCUCCUCUUGCAGCGCUGCCCGCAUCUGCCCCGAGUUGUCGUCUGCGUGAAGCUCAACCUGCCGACCGGGAAUAGUGAGCUCAGCGAUCUGCUUGCAGUUGUCGCCCACCGGCAUGUGGAAGAUUUGACUAUCGCCCUGCAGCGCGCGCCGCCGGAACUCGGGUAUCUCUUGGCAGCGUGGCUCUCGACGGCACCAGCGACGAAGCUUCGAUUGGUUCAAGUCGCCCAGAUCGACCACGAUGCUGCCAUCGCGUUCUGCGAUGCGCUCCAAGCCAACACGACGCUGCGAGAGCUCUCCAUGUACAACGCACGUGCCUUCGGUGGCUUUCAUGGGCGCACGCUUCCAGUGUCGUUGAAGACCUUGGAGUGGAAUGCUCGCACCAACAGCGUCGUCGACGAUGCAACGAUGACCGACCUUGCGACCGCCGUCGGGCCCACGCAGCUCGAGCGUCUCGAGUGCAGCGUCUUUGGCCAGUUGGCGACAUGUCCGGCGGCGGCGCCCAUGCUCGCGCAACUCCAGUGGCUCCUCGUCUCUGGGUUGAACGCUGGCGACAUGGAGGCAUUGAUCGCGGGCUUGUUGUCGGUCCCGGCGCUGAUGUCUCUUGCUCUUGUUUGCAAUUGCGAUCUCUCGUUCUCGACGGAGCUGCUCAUGGAGACGCUUGCGACGACGUGCGUGCAUCUCGAGACGCUGCAUGUCAGCGAUGAGCAGUUGACGCGGCGUGAAGUCGUAGUUGUCCUCUCUGGCACGCUGGACCUGCCGCGCUUGACGUCGCUAACCAUGGCGAUCCGGCUCUCUGUCGUACUCGACGUGCUUCCGGAGCUUGUAGCCGCGGGCCGCCAGCUCCGGACGCUCCACUUGAAUGCCAUCGUCCACGGCGAAAUGCAUGGAGGUGCCGGUGAAGCCAAGCGCGCGCUCUAUCGGGCGCUGGCACUUACCCAGAACGUUCCGUUUGUUGUGGAGGCGCUGCCAGAAGAUACCGAUGCGUUUGUGGUCGACGUCCUCGGACCGCGCGCCGAUCGUGGUGAUCGCUGUCGGUUGAGUUUCACAUAA